Lasiodiplodia theobromae is the source of this 1611-nucleotide messenger RNA. RefSeq names its product RNA polymerase ii transcription elongation factor. The coding region runs from base 1 to 1611 and encodes 536 amino acids. The transcript is spliced from 3 exons. Gene Ontology annotation, cellular component: Cdc73/Paf1 complex. The record is from RefSeq and is a predicted model, not a curated record. Lineage: Eukaryota; Fungi; Ascomycota; Dothideomycetes; Botryosphaeriales; Botryosphaeriaceae. Gene Ontology annotation, molecular function: DNA binding; RNA polymerase II C-terminal domain phosphoserine binding.
AUGUCUGACGACGGCCUUGAUCUCGAUGCUGAGCUGCUCGCCCUCGCCGGCGAUGAGGUGGGCAGCGAUCAGGAGAUGGAUGACGCGAGGCACAGCCCACGUACCAGCCGCUCGCCGACCCCCCGUUCCUCACCUCAACCCUCCGAUCGUCACAGCUCGCCCGAGGCGUCGCCCCCGCGUCGCAAGGUAAAGUCGCGCAAGGCCAGCGGUCGCCGCAGGAAGGAUGACUCUGAGGAGGAAGGUGAAGCCUCUUCCGCUCCUGGUUCCCCCGACUCUCUGGGCUCUGGCGCCAUGGAAGAGUCUGACUCCGACGCCGCCGUCGACGCUUUCAAAGAAGACAGCAACCCCUACCCUGUCGAGGGCAAGUUCACCUCAUGGGAGGACAAGAACCGGAUCAUGGGCUUGUCGGAAGUCGAGCGCGAGUCCAUUCUCGCUGAGCGCGCCCAGGAGAUUGAGCGUCGGAAUCAGGAUCUCAACCUCAAGCGCUUGUUGCAGAACCGCCAGGCCAAGGAAGAGAAGAAGCGCAAGGCGGGAGCCGCUGAUCUGGAUGAUGACGAGCGGAAGAACAGCCGGCCGAAGACCAAGGCUGUGAACGAGUCAUUGGAGAACUACAAAGCCGAAAGAGCGCGGAGGAAUGAUCAGCGUAACCGUCGGACCCGCGAUCGUCGUUCUCCAUCUGCCGAGAGCGACAGGAUGCAGUCCGACGUCGAUGCGGAGGGCGAGAGCGACGUUGAGUGGGAUGCGCGCAAGAAGUCGCCAGCCAAGGAGGAGCCACCCGCUGAGCUCAAGGACUUCGAGCGCGUGAGGGUCGGACGGAGCAACUUUGCCAAGGUCUGUUUCUACCCAGGCUUUGAGGACCACCUCAUUGGCUGUUUCGCUCGUGUCAGCAUCGGCAUGGACAAGAACACCGGCCAGGGCGUUUACCGGAUGUGCCAAAUCAAGGGCUUCACUGAGGGUACGCCGUACGCGAUGCAGGGUUCUAACAACAAGCCGGUCAAGACGGACUUGUACGUGCUUGUGGCGCACGGCAAGGCUGAGAAGGAAUGGCCUUUCGUCAUGUGCUCGGACUCCAAGUUCUCCGAGUCCGAGUUCAACAGGUGGAAGAGUGUGUGCGAAAGCGAGGGAGUCAGGAUCCCAACUCAAAGCAAGCUCAACAGAAACCUCCAGAGGAUCCACGAGCUAUUGGAUAAGCGUUGGUCCGAAGAGGAUAUCGCCGAGAAGCUCAAACGCCAGAACAAAUACGCCCCCGAGAAGGCGAAGACCGGCUUCAGCACCCAGUCCGAUCGCCAUCAGAAGCUCCAGACAUUGAACAAGAGCAUCCGCGUCAACAACGCCACUCAAGUCCGCCAAGCCCUCAUCGCCGAACGUACCGCGAAGGCCCAGGCCAAGGAAAAGGCUCGUCUGCGCAGGGCCGAGGAAGAGGCAAAGAGGAAGGCUGCCGAAGAGGACGCGCUAUUCAAUGGCGGCAGCGACAUCAGCCGGACCGGAACGCCUUCGGAGCAGCCCAAGAAACCCAAGGUCGAGCGCAAGGGCAUUCCCACUUUCACCAAGAAGGCUAUGGACGAUGAGCUCAUCGGAUCUAUGGACCUUGGCAUCGAUAUCGAAAUCUGA